Penicillium samsonianum is the source of this 1044-nucleotide messenger RNA. RefSeq lists its product as uncharacterized. The record is from RefSeq and is a predicted model, not a curated record. Bases 1 to 1044 code for a protein of 347 amino acids. Lineage: Eukaryota; Fungi; Ascomycota; Eurotiomycetes; Eurotiales; Aspergillaceae. The transcript has a single exon.
AUGACAUCACAAACCUACAGCUCGUCAACUCGAGCUGGCGUCAAGCCGCCAAACCAACCCACUGCAUCGCCUAACUUCGCCGACCCGAACUUCGACCCAGCCGACUUCCUCAAUGACUCUCUAUCACCGCUGACUGUGGCAUCAUCACAACUCAAUGCCUCUCGGUCACUCGGCUCUGUGCCCCUGACAGAGCUGUCUGCGCAGGUCCAGUCCCUCCUCUCCCAGAUUAGCGCCCAAAAUAUCCGUCUCUCGAGCACAUUAUCCCAACUCACCGACGAAAUCCUCCGAAGCGGUGGACGACUAGCCUACGAAGUCGAAGUCCUACGAGGCGAGACAAUCGGGCUAUCCGAAACCCUAACUGAAGUCCUACGCGACGACAUAACAAAGUUCGUCCCGGACCCGUCACCAGAAGACGGGCGUAAGACCGAACAAGCAGAAGAGGAUGCGCCAACAAACGAGGACGAGUCGGCAGCAAGCCCAGACACCAAGAACAAACCCGCCGUCCCGACAGACCCAGAAUACAUAACAAAUCUCCGCACCCUGAACCAAGUGCGAUCGCGCCUAGAAGACGUUGUACAGACCUUCGGCGACGCAAUGAGCUGGCCGUUACCCCCAUCCGAGAUCUCGUUCUCAUCAUCCUUCAUCUCAGUCUCAGGACCAGACCUCGGGCCCGAAGGCCAAGACCGCGAAGAAAAGGGCCAAGAAAUGAUGAAGAAGCUACGCACAGAAGUGAGCGAGCUACUCGACAGCGAGGGCGGAGGAUACGCCGGACUGGACGCUGCCAACCGCCGCGUUGAAGCUCUGCGGACGCUGGCGACUGUGUGGAAUGCAUCGGCCGAGGAAAAAGCCCGUAAUCGGUUCGUGGAUAGCCUGGCGAAUAUCGUGGAGGAUCGACGGCGCGCCUUGGAUCAGCAGCAGGAUCAGAACCAGCGAACACAGUCUAAGUCUAGGUCUGAGGCUCGGCGCGAUAGUGACAGUGGGGCACCGGCUGGUGGGCUGUUCCGGAAUUUACAACGUUUGAGAGAGGAAAUCUACUUGGAGUGA